This is a messenger RNA of Thermochaetoides thermophila DSM 1495, 1836 nucleotides long. Its product is annotated as putative D-lactate protein. The record is from RefSeq and is a predicted model, not a curated record. Lineage: Eukaryota; Fungi; Ascomycota; Sordariomycetes; Sordariales; Chaetomiaceae. Gene Ontology annotation, biological process: lactate catabolic process. Gene Ontology annotation, molecular function: D-lactate dehydrogenase (NAD+) activity; FAD binding; D-lactate dehydrogenase (cytochrome) activity. The transcript has 4 exons. Bases 1 to 1836 code for a protein of 611 amino acids. Gene Ontology annotation, cellular component: mitochondrion.
AUGGCGCGCCUCGCGGCCGUGGGCGGUGCCCUGCCCCGCGGCCUGGCCGCACAACGGUCCCUUCGUUUGGGGUCGUCGGCGUUUGCGCGCGCCAGCGCGGGCGUGGUUCGCUUCAACUCCAACGAGACGACUCCUCAUCCUCCUCCUCCUCCUCCCAGACGGCCCGGCGCGUCCUUCCAGGGCCAGCUCACACAGAGUAUCUCGCAGCGUUUGGAGCGCGAGAGGGCUGAUCUGGAGAGGUUGGCCAGGGUCAGGAAGGAGAGCCCGGUGGCGAGAAAUUUUACUUUGACCUUUGUCCUCUUCUUCGUCGGCUCCGUCUCCUGGUGGCUCGGAUACAAAUACCCGCGCGACGUCGAUCCGAACUCAACCCUCCCCCUCAGCGCGACUAAACCCCCCGUCCACAAGACCGCCCCCGUCAACCUCGAGGCUGCCUGGGCCGACUUCGUCGAGAUUGUCGGCCAAGAAAACGUCAGUACCGUCGACACCGUCCUUCAGCAGCAUGCUACCUCAGAAUGGUCCACCCACCAGGCUGACCCGGCGCACAAACCUUUCUGUGUGGUCUUCCCUGCUACCACGGAGGAGGUUUCGAAGGUUAUGAAGGUGUGCCAUACCCGGCGGAUUCCGGUUGUGGGAUACUCGGGCGGGACGUCCCUUGAGGGACAUUACACUCCGACCAGGGGAGGCAUCUGCAUUGAUUUCUCCCGCAUGAACAAGCUGGUCGCCCUGCACAAGGAAGACCUCGACGUGGUCGUCCAGCCCGGCAUAGGCUGGGAACAGCUGAACGAAGAACUCGCCCCCCAUGGCCUGUUCUUCCCUCCUGACCCCGGUCCCGGCGCCUGCAUCGGCGGAAUGAUUGGCACAGGCUGCUCCGGCACAAACGCCUACCGCUACGGCACAAUGAAGGACUGGGUCCUGAGCCUGACCGUCGUCCUGGCCGACGGCACGGUGAUCAAGACACGCCAACGCCCACGCAAAUCCUCCGCCGGGUACGACCUCACCCGGCUGUUUGUCGGCUCUGAGGGGACGUUAGGCCUCGUCACGGAAGCCACACUGAAGUUGGCUGUCCGCCCCGCAGCCACCUCCGUCGCGGUCGCCUCCUUCCCCAGCGUCCGCGCCGCAGCUGACUGUGUCGCGCGCGUUGUGGCCGACGGGAUCCCCGUUGCCGCCGUGGAGCUGCUCGACGAUGACCAGAUGAAGUUUAUCAACGCCACCGGCAGCACAACCCGCAAAUGGCGCGAAGCCCCUACCAUCUUCUUCAAAUUCGCGGGCACGCCAACCUCGGUCAAGGAACAAGUCGAGAUGGUCUCCAAGCUAGCCAAACACGCCAAGGCGCAAUCAUUCGACUUUGCCCGCGACGCAAACGAGCAAGAGGAGCUGUGGAGCGCCCGCAAAGACGCUCUGUGGGCAACCAUGGCUCAGCGCAAGCCGGGCGACCAUGUCUGGACGGGGGACGUCGCAGUGCCGAUGAGCAGGUUGCCCGAGAUUGUGGAGGCGACAAAGAAGGAUUUGCGGGCGAGCGGGUUGACGAGUUCGAUUGUCGGACAUGUAGGGGACGGGAAUUUUCAUGUGAUAUUGUUGUAUGGGGAUAAGGAGAGGAAAAUCGCCGAGGAGUGUGUGCAUAGGAUGGUGAGGAGAGCGGUGGAGAUGGAGGGGACUGUUACGGGUGAGCAUGGCGUUGGUCUGGUUAAGCGAGACUACCUCCCUCAUGAGCUGGGUGAGGCGACGGUUGAUACUAUGCGGAAGAUCAAAUCCGCCCUCGACCCGCUCUGCCUGCUCAACGCCGACAAGGUCAUCCGGAUACAGAAGCCUGCUCGCGGCGAGGUUACCGACUGGUGA